This is a messenger RNA of Camelus dromedarius (Arabian camel), 2659 nucleotides long. It is a transcript of the gene ACOX2, whose product is annotated as acyl-CoA oxidase 2. Gene Ontology annotation, biological process: fatty acid beta-oxidation using acyl-CoA oxidase; lipid homeostasis; very long-chain fatty acid metabolic process. The transcript has 17 exons. Gene Ontology annotation, molecular function: FAD binding; fatty acid binding; 3alpha,7alpha,12alpha-trihydroxy-5beta-cholestanoyl-CoA 24-hydroxylase activity. The coding region runs from base 177 to 2336 and encodes 719 amino acids. The record is from RefSeq and is a predicted model, not a curated record. Lineage: Eukaryota; Metazoa; Chordata; Mammalia; Artiodactyla; Camelidae. Gene Ontology annotation, cellular component: peroxisome.
UGGCCACCCCUGAGAGGCCUAGACCUGCAGCUACAGGGGCCAGACCAAGCCUAGAGUGCAGACACAGGACAGAGGCUCCUGCCCGCUCUGUAGCUGUAACAACAGUAGUGGAUCUGCAGGGUUGUGGUGAAGAAUGGGAAUCAAAAUAGCGGCCACCUGCAGGAAAGAUUUACAGUAUGCCUCCUGCAAACUGGGAUCUUAGGACCCCAAAAAAGCAGAGCUGCCCUCCCCUCAACCAACACACUGCCUCAGGAGAGGGACAUUCCAACACCAGGCAGAUCCAGGCUACAAUGGGCAGUCCAGUGCACCGAGUGUCACUGGGGGACACCUGGAGCAAGCAAGUGCACCCUGACAUACAGAGCGAGAGGCACAUGCAGUCCUUUGACGUGGAACAGCUCACCAAAAUCCUUGACGGAGGUGCCCAGAACACUGCACUUCGCAGGAAAGUUGAAAGCAUCAUCCACAGUGACCCAGUGUUUAGCCUGAAGGAUAAUUAUUUCAUGACCCAGAAUGAACACUACGAAGCCGCCUUAAAGAAGAAAUUCCACAUUCAGAUGUUAGCACAGCGCCUGGGCUGGUCGGAAGACAGUCAUGAGUUAGGAUACGCUUACAGAAGCCUUUCUGGAGAUCUGGCCUUAGGUGUACACAACAUCUUCCUGAAAUCCAUCAGGAGCCUGGGCUCAGAGGAGCAGAUUGCCAAGUGGGCCCCACUCUGCAACAAGUUCCAGAUCAUUGGAACAUAUGCCCAGACAGAACUGGGGCACGGGACAUAUCUUCAGGGACUGGAGACUGAAGCCACCUACGAUGCAGCUACCCAGGAGUUUGUGGUGCACAGUCCCACAACGACGGCCAUCAAAUGGUGGCCCGGUGGCCUGGGAUGGUCAGCCACCCAUGCCCUGGUCCAGGCCCAGCUGAUCUGCUCAGGAGCCCGGCAGGGCAUGCAUGCCUUUAUAGUGCCCAUCCGGAGCCUCCAGGACCACAGCGCACUGCCAGGAAUCACCGUUGGAGACAUUGGGCCCAAGAUGGAAUUUGACCACAUGGAUAAUGGCUUCUUGCAACUGGACCACGUGCGGAUCCCCAGGGAGAACAUGCUGAGUCGCUUUGCACAGGUCUUGCCAGACGGCACCUACAUCAAGCUUGGAACAGCAAAGGCCAACUACCUCACCAUGGUGGUGACGCGGGUGGACAUACUGUUGGGCGAGGUCAUACCGAUGCUAGAAAAGGCUUGCGUCAUUGCCAUCCGCUACUCGGUUGUACGCCGCCAAUUCCGGAUCCGGCCCAGCGACCCGGAGGCUAAAAUCCUGGACUACCAGACGCAGCAGCAGAAGCUCCUCCCUCAGCUGGCCACGGCCUAUGCGUUCCACUUCCUGGCGAGCAGCCUCCUGGAGUUCUUCCAUCGCUCCUACAGCUCCAUUUUGGACAAAGACUUCAGCCUCCUGCCUGAGCUUCACGCACUGAGCGCAGGUGCCAAGGCCAUGGUGACGGACUUCUGCGCCCAGGGGGCGGAGCUGUGCCGCAGGGCCUGCGGUGGACACGGCUACUCGAAGCUGAGCGGCCUGCCCUCCCUGGUCACCAGGGUGGCAGCCUCCUGCACCUACGAGGGUGAGAACACUGUGCUCUACCUGCAGACGGCCAGGUUUCUGGUGAAGAUCUACCUGCAGGCUCAGGAGUCCCCAGGCUCCACAUCUCAGAGGUCUCUCCCUCAGUCUGUUGCAUACCUGACUGCACCUGACCAGACCAGGUGCCCAGCCCAAAGGGCUGCCGACUUCCUCCACCCAGAGCACUACACCAUGGCCUGGGCACACGUGGCAACCAGGCUCAUAAAGGACUCAGCGCAUCAUUUACAGACUCUGAUGAAAUCUGGGGCGGACUGGCACGAGGCAUGGAACCAGACCACUGUCAUACAUCUCCAGGCUGCCAAGGCACACUGCUACUAUGUCACUGUGAAGACUUUUACAGAAGCUCUGGAGAAACUAGAAAGUGAACCAGCAAUUCAGCAGGUGCUCAAACGCCUCUGUGAUCUCUAUGCUUUACAUGGCAUCCUGACUAACACGGGCGACUUUCUCUAUGAUGGCUUCCUAUCUGGUGCCCAAAUAGAUGUGGCAAGAACAGCCUAUCUGGACCUGCUCAUCCUCAUCCGGAAGGAUGCUAUCUUGUUAACUGAUGCUUUUGACUUCACCGAUCAGUGUUUAAAUUCAGCACUUGGCUGUUACGAUGGAAAUGUCUAUGAACGUCUGUUCCACUGGGCUCAGAAGGCACCAACCAAUACCCAGGGGAACCCGGCCUAUGAGAAAUAUCUAAGACCACUAUUACAGAGAUGGAGAUCCAGGCUAUGAAAUAAUCAAGCAUUCAACAGGCACCACUGCGUGAUAAUGGUAACUACUCAUCAAUUUGAAGUAGGAGACAAUUUUCUAAAAAGAUAACCUCAUCCUAGCACAUUUACUGAAACCACAGCAACCUGCCAAUAACAUAAAGGAAUUUUAGUUUGAAGAUGGUGAAUCCUUCCUCUGAGUAACUUCCAAGAAAUAGAAUCAAAUGAACUAUGCAAAGUAAGACUAUUGUGAAAUAAAUAAAAGUACACCACAUCCCAACUGUUCCAGAUCCUUCACUCACUGCAGUUUUCUUCUCCUCAGAAAUAAACUUAACUUCAAUGAUAAAA